UUCUAUCAUUGUUUCCAGAGCUCUAAAUAUCUUUGCCGUCUCUCUGCUGACCUCGUGUCUCUCCCCGUCCCCGCUGAUGAGAAUCAGCUUCCCACCCCCAGUCACCUUUGCAGGAGACGCCAUCUUGAAUGAGUAUACAGAGCUGGGCGGAGACUGUACGGAGUUUUACGGAGAAAGCAUGGCGGGGAGAGGAGAGCAAGAAGAACUUGCCAAGGCUCAAUUCCUCUCUUUGAAGCCGCCAUGCGUCUCACUAAUGAGAGAGAAGACACUAAAAACUGUCCUUUCUCUAGAGGACGUGCUAAAAUCACUCUCUCCCCUCUCUCCUUCUCUUUUAGAAUAUGUACUCUUUCCGUUACAAAUGACACUGCAACAAUCAAUAGGGAGUGAUACUCAUCUGGCUGAAGCCGUAUUGAAGUGCAUUACGUUUCUUUUUAAAUCGAGUCGAGUCACGUCAGAUAAACCUUUUUUCGAGUUGCUAUCAAUUUUUCUCAUCAUGAUCGACAAAGAUGAGAAAUCCCCUGCAGAACCACGCCUAUCGCAAUAUAAAGGAGCUGCCUUUACUUCGGACGAAAUUUUUGAGAGACUCUUAGAAACUUUACAACAUCUAUUCAUCAGGUCCGACCCGAGUGUGUUGGAAUCCUUUUAUUCUAACGUGCUCAUAGUUGGAAAGAGUGUUUCGCUGAUCGUUGAGACGUUAAAAGAUUCAAAGUCAAUGAGUAGACAGUGUUUAUUAAGAGCAGUUCAUUGUCUUGUUGGAGUCACUCAUGUUGAUAGUGAAGGAUGGAUGGAAAGCAUAGUUAGUGAUUUUCCCAAGUUCUGUUCUGCUACUCUUGGAGUUGGUAAGGGAGAGAAGAUCUUAUCAUCUUUUCUUCCUGGAGUAUGUCUGACUUUAAGUGAACUCAUCACAUCUGACAAUCGUAUUGGACAAUCUGUCAUUUCAUUAGGUCUACUGGCAUUAACUCACUUUAUUGUGUUGAUAUUGAAUGAGAGCCAAUGGGAGAAAAGAGAACUUGGAAAUGAUGAGAAAAACGUCAGAGAUAAAGGGCAAUUAUUAGUCAGGCAGGAUGAAGACUGGUGGAAAAUGGCUGAUAAUAAAAUGCAAAAGCUCCUCUCCUCUCUCCUCCUCUCCCUCUCUCGUCACGACAGCUGGAAAGUGAGACUUGCUUUGACCGCCUCCGCAACAAAAUUAUUAACGUCAUGCCAAAAAUCUCUUCCAGGUUGCUGUGGUCCUGUCAUUGAACUAUUGGUUACUCUGUCACUCGAUACUCAACCAACAGUAGCUGAUAAUGCUAAUACAACAAUGGAUUUUUUGUCGGCAUCAAUGAAGUACCCUGGGACCUUAACUUCAAUAAUGGAGGAGAAACUCUAUGACUUAUCAUCAACACUACCAAGACUAAUGAGAGACUCAAGUGAAGAGAAGAAGCUUAUUUCUCUCAAGCUGUUGCAAGGUUAUCUUAAGUUCCUCAAGUCACAGGUGAGUCAUGUGACCUGCUCCUCGGCUCACAUGACCAGACUACUUCAAGCACUAGCACAAUCCAUUCAGUUGGAUACUUCAAGGCCUUUAUUAAUGGAGUCAAAGAGAGGGGGUGUGGUCAUUAAUCAAGAUGAGUACGAUUGGACUCCGCCCCUUUCCUUCUCUCAUUUAAGAGAUUCAGAAACUAUAAAAUCAAUACAAGAGUCUUGUCGCCUUCUUGGUCGCCAUGGCAACACGUCGGUCGUCAUGGAUACGCUCGUGCAUACGAUUACAGGCUCGGAAUCAAAUCGUUCGGAAUAUUUACUGAUCCUUCAUUGGUUGAUGAAGGGGGUGGGGCCUCACGCCUCGUUAAACCUUUUAAUUAAUGGAUUGAUUGAUGUGUGGGAGGAGAUAAGAGGAGAUGGACUCUCAUUAAACAUAUCAUCAACUUUAGUCUAUCAGAUCUGCUUCAUUAAUUUAUUAAUAGGAGACGUGGCUGUAAUUCAAGGUGUUGAUUUUGUUGUUCAUUUACAGCACACGUUGGGUAUUGUGAUGGCUAACAUUAGUAGUUCCAAUGCUGUCGUAUCAAGGACCAGUGUGGGCGUGGCAACUCAGAUAGCAGUUUCUACCGGACACAAUGACCUACAAGGAUUGAUAACUGGUUGUGCUGAUUAUCUUGUGAAUGAGGUCCAUCAUCAGUUGCUCUAUUAUCCAUCAAAGACCAUCAGCUGUUACAUACUAAGAGCCAUCAUUGAACACUGUGAUUAUGAGUUACUGUCUCUUCUAAAAGACUGCAAGGACACUCUCAUUCUCUCCCUCCAUCAAUCUCCUCUCGACGGCUGGUCUGUCCUCCACUCUCUCUCCAAAAGACUCCCAGACUGGGUUGCCAUGGAAACAAAAGUAGAAGUUGGCGAAAAGAAGCAGGUGGAGAAGGAGGUACAGGUUGAAGAUGAGGAUGAUUCUAAAGAUGAGAGAGUCACUUUGGAAGAUAUUUCGAAUUAUUUCAUGAACUACCACAAGAAGAAGAGAGAGGAAGAGGAGGAGGAGAAAGAAAUAGAAGAAAAUGAUGAUGAAGAAGAAGGAGACAUUAAAACUAGUAACCUUUACUAA
Messenger RNA from Amphimedon queenslandica, 2563 nucleotides. RefSeq names its product TELO2-interacting protein 1 homolog. The coding region runs from base 77 to 2563 and encodes 828 amino acids. Gene Ontology annotation, cellular component: cytoplasm. The transcript has 16 exons. The record is from RefSeq and is a predicted model, not a curated record. NCBI's taxonomy places the organism in Eukaryota, Metazoa, Porifera, Demospongiae, Haplosclerida, Niphatidae.